AUGAAACUCACGAUUGUACAAUUCUUCAUUAUCUCUCUACUCCUCACAUCUUCUUUGUUUAUGCUCUCAACCGCGGAUUCGUCACCAUGCGACGGAAAAUGCAACGUGAGAUGUUCAAAGGCAGGAAGACAAGAUCGGUGUCUCAAGUAUUGCAAUAUAUGUUGCGAGAAAUGUAAUUAUUGUGUUCCUUCAGGCACUUAUGGGAACAAAGAUGAAUGUCCUUGUUACCGCGAUAUGAAGAACUCCAAAGGCCAGCCAAAAUGUCCUUGA
Molecule: messenger RNA, 270 nt
Organism: Arabis nemorensis
Lineage: Eukaryota; Viridiplantae; Streptophyta; Magnoliopsida; Brassicales; Brassicaceae
Source: the annotation of a GenBank genome assembly